GGUUUUUAAUGAUAGGGCAGCAGCAGCCACAGCAGCAGUGGUAGUAGGAGGUGGUGCUGGAACCGAGCGCACCAUGGAUACACAGGUGUUUCUGAGUAGUAAUUAGAUAGCUGUGACGGAUAAAAUACACCUUGGAGUUUUCACCUGGGAAUAUAAUAGCACUGAGACAGGCAAUCUGAAGGCAAAGAGGAAGAGAUCGGUCAGUCACAUCUUAAAAAAUACUUUAAGAGACACUAAAGUUGAAAGUAUUUUUCCUGUUUUGUUUUUCCCUUGUGUACCACUGCCAUGGUCAGAAAACCUGUUGUGUCCACCAUCUCCAAUGGAGGUUACCUGCAGGGAAAUGCUAAUGGGAAGCUAUCUGCCAUGGGCAGUCAAGAGCCACCUAGACAGGAAAAAGUGGUGUUGAAGAAGAAAAUCACUUUACUGAGGGGAAUCUCCAUCAUCAUUGGCACCAUCAUUGGCGCAGGAAUCUUCAUCUCUCCUAAGGGCGUGCUCCAGAACACAGGCAGUGUGGGCAUGUCUCUGGUUAUCUGGACAGCCUGUGGGGUCCUUUCACUAUUUGGUGCUUUGUCCUAUGCUGAAUUGGGAACAAGUAUAAAGAAAUCUGGGGGUCAUUACACAUAUAUUCUGGAAGUCUUUGGCCCAUUACCAGCUUUUGUACGAGUCUGGGUAGAACUACUCAUAAUACGCCCUGCGGCCACUGCAGUGAUAUCCCUGGCCUUUGGACGGUAUAUUCUGGAACCAUUUUUUAUUCACUGUGAGAUUCCUGAACUUGCAGUCAAGCUCAUUACAGCUGUGGGCAUAACUAUAGUGAUGGUCCUAAAUAGCAUGAGUGUCAGUUGGAGUGCCCGGAUCCAGAUUUUCCUAACCUUUUGCAAGCUUACGGCAAUUCUGAUAAUUAUAGUCCCUGGAGUUAUGCAGCUAAUUAAAGGGCAAACACAGUACUUUAAAGAUGCCUUUAUAGGAAGAGAUGCAAGUAUUAUGAGGUUGCCACUGGCUUUCUAUUAUGGAAUGUAUGCCUAUGCUGGCUGGUUCUACCUCAACUUUGUUACUGAGGAAGUGGAAAAUCCUGAAAAAACCAUCCCCCUUGCAAUAUGCAUAUCAAUGGCCAUUGUCACCAUUGGCUAUGUGCUAACAAAUGUGGCCUACUUUACAACCAUUAGUGCUGAAGAGCUGUUGGUUUCAAAAGCAGUAGCAGUGACCUUUUCCGAGCGUUUACUGGGAAAUUUCUCAUUAGCAGUUCCGAUCUUUGUUGCCCUCUCCUGCUUUGGCUCCAUGAAUGGUGGUGUGUUUGCUGUCUCCAGGUUAUUCUAUGUUGCGUCUCGAGAGGGUCACCUUCCAGAGAUCCUCUCCAUGAUUCAUGUCCGCAAGCACACUCCUCUGCCAGCUGUUAUUGUUUUGCACCCUUUGACGAUGAUAAUGCUCUUCUCUGGGGACCUCUACAGUCUUUUGAAUUUCCUCAGUUUUGCCAGGUGGCUUUUUAUUGGGCUGGCAGUUGCUGGGCUGAUUUAUCUUCGAUACAAAUGCCCAGAUAUGCACCGUCCUUUCAAGGUGCCCCUGUUCAUCCCAGCAUUAUUUUCCUUCACCUGUCUGUUCAUGGUGGCCCUUUCCCUUUAUUCAGAUCCUUUUAGUACUGGGAUAGGCUUCGUCAUCACUCUGACUGGGGUUCCUGCAUACUAUCUUUUUAUUAUAUGGGACAAGAAACCCAAAUGGUUUAGAAGAAUGUCAGGGUUCUCUGUCACUGAUGCCUUCACCAGUAUGUAAUAUGUGAAAUAAAAUGGAUUUUUCUACAGUUAAAUGAUUUCCCUCUGGGGAGAGUUCUGGUGCAGCAAUCACACUGCCAGAUGGUGUUUAUGGGCUAUUUGUGUAAGUGGUAAGAUACUAUGAAAGAAGUGUGCUUUCAUCUGAGGGAAACUUUAUCUAUGUGCUUUUUAAAAAAUAGGAUAACAUUUUGGUGCAAUAUGAUACCACUCAACUUUGUAUUGAAUUGAAUUUUGAUUGUUUUUAUGUAUAUGUAUGUGUCAUGCUUCUAGUUGCUUCAAACUUGUAUAUCUGUUUUUUGUAUAACUUUUUACUUGAAGGUAUUUUAAAUGGGAAUUUGAAAUAAACAUUUGGACAGUUUUCAUA
Messenger RNA from Chrysochloris asiatica (Cape golden mole), 2127 nucleotides. It is a transcript of the gene SLC7A11, whose product is annotated as solute carrier family 7 (anionic amino acid transporter light chain, xc- system), member 11. The record is from RefSeq and is a predicted model, not a curated record. The coding region runs from base 286 to 1764 and encodes 492 amino acids. Gene Ontology annotation, biological process: amino acid transmembrane transport. The transcript has 12 exons. Gene Ontology annotation, cellular component: membrane. Gene Ontology annotation, molecular function: L-amino acid transmembrane transporter activity. Lineage: Eukaryota; Metazoa; Chordata; Mammalia; Afrosoricida; Chrysochloridae.